UUAACUCCUCCAAAAUCUAAUUGUAUGGAUCGAUCAAUCAACAUGGUAGAUCAGGAACAAGAUGGAAUGCUCCCAAUUGCAAACGUGGGUCGAAUCAUGAAACAAAUUCUUCCCCCAAGAGCCAAAAUUUCCAGGGAAGCCAAACAAACAAUGCAAGAAUGUGCAACUGAGUUCCUAAGUUUUGUAACUGGCGAGGCUUCUGACAAGUGUCACAAGGAGAAUCGCAAGACCGUCAAUGGAGACGACAUCUGUUGGGCUCUGAGUGCUCUAGGCUUUGAUAACCAUGCCCAGGCUACUACAAGGUACUUGCAUAAAUACAGGGAAGCUGAAAGAGACAAAGCUGCAGCUAACAACCAAAACACAGCACAUAUUAAAAGUCAUGGAGGCCAGCAGGCAGCGCAGCAAAAUCAAACUUCAAAUCUGGAGUUUCGGGUGCUUGGGAAAGGUGACAACUCCCUUGUUACCAAGCCAUGACCUUGAUCAAGAAUGCAGUUCCGAUCGAUGGGAUCUGGGGCCAAAUAAAGUUUCAUUUGAAACUUAAAAAAGUUUCCGGAUGAUGUUUUAGGUCAGAUUUUUCAUCAUACCGCUCGAUGUUUGAGUUUGGCUGGCAUUAGUUAUGCCUGCACUUUUUCCGUCAGUGAACUGUCAGGUUUGAUAUGAACUGGCUUAAUUUACUUGCUAGUAAGAGGAAAAUAAUCCAAGUUUCUACUCAAAUAUUCAUGCUUAAUUUCUUCAGGUGUUUUCCGCUUAAGUUUAAUUUUUCUUUCCUUUUUUUCUCUUAGUUAAGGA
Messenger RNA from Pyrus x bretschneideri (Chinese white pear), 789 nucleotides. RefSeq names its product nuclear transcription factor Y subunit B-4-like. The coding region runs from base 25 to 474 and encodes 149 amino acids. Gene Ontology annotation, cellular component: CCAAT-binding factor complex. NCBI's taxonomy places the organism in Eukaryota, Viridiplantae, Streptophyta, Magnoliopsida, Rosales, Rosaceae. The record is from RefSeq and is a predicted model, not a curated record. The transcript has a single exon. Gene Ontology annotation, biological process: regulation of transcription by RNA polymerase II. Gene Ontology annotation, molecular function: RNA polymerase II cis-regulatory region sequence-specific DNA binding; protein heterodimerization activity; DNA-binding transcription activator activity, RNA polymerase II-specific.